AUGCGAGCAUUUGAGAUAGACUUUUCUUGGCUUUCGCUUGGUCAUUGGGUUUCCCUGCUUGAACAAUGGCCAAGUCGAAUGUGUUGGCUCAUUGACAGGGCUGUGGACAUCAGCAAUAAUAGUUUAACUCUUGCAGAAGUGUAUCAUCAGCUCAAGGAUCAUAUCCCAAAAAAGGACUCACUUAUCGAGCUGGACAGAAAUCCAGACAAUUUUGAGGCUAGUGCUUUCCUUGAUUCAACAGCCAUCCCAAGUUCCGAGCAGCUUACGGUAGGGCAUGUCAAGAAGUUCGUGCCAUGCACAAGUAAUCUUGACCCUUACCUUCGGAAACUGAUCAGAGAACGCCGCCAAGGACUUGAAGAUCCUGUUCAGGACCUUGGAUUCGGUUCUGUGGUUAUUCCACCUGCUGCAAAAUAUCUUUUCACCCUCCUAAAAGUGAUAUUUAUCAUUCCAUAA
Strongylus vulgaris is the source of this 453-nucleotide messenger RNA. NCBI's taxonomy places the organism in Eukaryota, Metazoa, Nematoda, Chromadorea, Rhabditida, Strongylidae. The record is from the annotation of a GenBank genome assembly.